AUGGAGGACCAUCGUUGUAAAUGGGGCAAAUAUGGCUGCAAGUUCUCAAUAAAGCUGCCAUGCCCCGAUGGUACUGAUCUGGUCGGUCAUCAGGCUUCUUGUGAGUACAAGUGUAACGGGAUUGUUGAUCGCACCUGUCAGAUCGUGAGCGAAUUUCAGGAAAGUAAUGGUCAAACAAUACCCAAUAUCGGGAAAAUUUUGAAUCCCGGAUGCAUCCAUAAAAUGAAACCUGUUGAGACCCUAGCCACUGGUCUCACUCUACGGUUUAUGCCGCCAAGACCGGUUAUUUUCAAGGGGCAACAGUGCUGGAAAAAUGGACCACCUCCCCCGGGUGACUUCCUGGAAGCACUACUCAACGCGCAAGAUCAUAUUCUUAUUCAGAGGGUUCCUAGUGAUGCGGAAUUCGUGACUGUUGCUCGGCAGUUGAUAUUUGGAGACCACCUUGUUCAAAACGUGCAAUCAAUUCACAACAUUCAUGCUUCAACUCCCCCUUCUGGCACAACCCAGAUCGAGUAUACAAUGGUUAUUCCGCCUCAGCUAGGAAAGGUGUGCUCAGCUGUCCAUUCUUAUACCUUUCUCGAUGCCACUCCGAAAUAUUCGUUCACUGAUCUCCGCGUUGAGGGGGGACUUCCAAUAAUGGCUUUGCACGAGGGCACUAUCCGCAACUUGUGGAUGCUCUGGCCUCCUACUGAGUCUAACGAGAAAGUCUUUUAUCGCCCCCGGAAGUCCACAGAUGACCUCAACGAUGAGCAACCAGGUCCCAUCUUCCGCCGUAUCGCGCCAGCUCUCACCAAUGGAAGGAUGGUUAUCGUCAAACCCGGCGAAACAAUCUUCGUCCCCGCCGGUUGGAUCUUUGCUACUCUCACUCUUGAAGGUGGUUACCUCCCAAAGCUUCUUUUGGUAACAAAGGAAAACCUCAACACAACAAUCUCUUGUUUGAGACACCGUGUUAAUGCUGGUUAUCCCUUGGUGGAGGUUGAGAGAUCGGUCAAUGAUAUCCUUGAUUACAUUAAUCCUAUCUUGAAUAUUAAAACUUCAAAGGCCGUGAAGGAGGUUGUAAGAGUCUGGGAGGAGCUUAAUAAAAUCAUCGACAUUGCCGCUGUUGAGCAUGAAUAUGUGUGGAGUAGCGAUUUGAAGCAUCGCUGCGCACGUAUUUACAAGGAACGUGUACUCCACUAUCUCAGUCAACUGAGUGCAUGA
This is a messenger RNA of Morchella importuna, 1200 nucleotides long. RefSeq lists its product as uncharacterized. The coding region runs from base 1 to 1200 and encodes 399 amino acids. Lineage: Eukaryota; Fungi; Ascomycota; Pezizomycetes; Pezizales; Morchellaceae. The transcript is spliced from 5 exons. The record is from RefSeq and is a predicted model, not a curated record.